Molecule: messenger RNA, 402 nt
Organism: Funneliformis geosporum
Lineage: Eukaryota; Fungi; Glomeromycota; Glomeromycetes; Glomerales; Glomeraceae
Source: the annotation of a GenBank genome assembly
AUGGCCCAUGAAGAAAUGCGAGCCAUGCGUUUGGAAAACUAUAGAAGUCGUCAGGAAGCCGCUAAAGGGUUUGAUGAUGACUUCGAAUAUUGUCCUUCAUUGUCGGCAGAGGAGCUUGCAGAAAUUCACCGUCAAAGGAAACCAAUAACACCUCCACAAUCUAAACGUCCUAUACCUAUCAUCGAUCCUAAUAAUAAGACACCUCUUAAUAUUACUCCUAUAAAAUCUUCUACAAGUACAGGACAUGUUUCAAUGUCUUCAGCAUUCUUUUCACGGCCAGGAUCGCCAUAUUGUCAUGGUGGCAAUUAUUCUCCAACAAUGCAACAAUAUCAGUCUUUAGCAACUCCUACCAAAGUAACAAAAUCAAUACCGAUUAUCGAUCCUAGUAGUGGAAAUAUCUGA